Messenger RNA from Lathyrus sativus (Indian pea), 762 nucleotides. Lineage: Eukaryota; Viridiplantae; Streptophyta; Magnoliopsida; Fabales; Fabaceae. The record is from the annotation of a GenBank genome assembly.
AUGGCGAAUCUAGCACGUUUUUCUAACAAAGCCCUAAGAACCGCAUACGCCAUAACAAAGCACCACGUGCAAUCGCAACUACCAUCAGCGGAGCGCGCUUUCGCGACGGAGGCAGCGAAAUUGAUUACUCCUUCGCCGGAUCGGGUGAAAUGGGACUACAGAGGACAGAGGAAGAUAAUUCCAUUGGGACAGUGGCUUCCGAAGAUUGCCGUCGAUGCUUAUGUGGCACCUAAUGUGGUUCUCGCCGGUCAGGUUCAUGUCUGGGACGGAGCUUCCGUUUGGCCGGGUUGUGUCCUCCGUGGCGAUCUUAACAAGAUCAGCAUCGGGUUUUGCUCCAAUGUUCAGGAACGGAGUGUUCUUCACGCGGCUUGGUCUUCUCCCACAGGCCUUCCAGCUGAGACUUCGAUUGAGAGAUAUGUGACUAUUGGAGCAUAUAGCCUGUUGAGAUCUUGCACUAUUGAGCCAGAAGUCGUUAUUGGGCAGCACUCCAUCCUUAUGGAAGGUUCUUUGGUGGAGACGCAUGCAAUUCUUGAAGCUGGGUCAGUCGUUCCACCGGGAAGGGUAAUUCCAUCAGGUGAACUUUGGGCAGGUAAUCCAGCCAAGUUUGUUAGGACUUUGACCCACGAAGAAACCUUAGAAAUCCCUAAACUUGCAGUUGCAAUUAAUGAUUUAAGCAGAGAUCAUUACCAUGAGUUCCUUCCGUAUUCCACAGUAUAUUUGGAGGUUGAGAAAUUUAAGAAGUCGUUGGGUAUUUCUGUUUGA